CAGUUAACUCUGCAUGAUCGUAAUAUAAAUAGAGAAUUGAACUUCAAAGUUUAUAGCAGAAUGUAGAAUAUAAUAAAUCGAUCAGUUAUAAUAUCGUACAUGAUAUAGUUGCUGGUUGGAAAUGGUCUGACCUAGCAUCAAAGCCAAGUGGUAUCAUCAGCUGGAAUUUCUCACCAAAUGAAUCAUUUUUUGGAAUCAAAAGAUAGUUCCGACAAAUUCUACGGAGUAAUUGUGGUGAUGAUGGAAAUGUAGUAGUGCAAAACACAUUCAAAAUGUUAUAUACAUAUUCGGAAUCUCAUUCAGACGUCGAAUCAGAGCAUCAUGCCAGCUCGGCCAGACACAAAGCCAAACAAACAGUUUAUAAGCAUUCAAAUUUUAAGGACAGGAGAACAUCUCAUGUACAAAACAGAGCUAGCACAGAUUUGAAACGGAGAUCUAGCGAUAACAGCACAUUUAAUGCGAAUUACAAUCAAUCGAAUGAGGCAUACAGUGUUCAGAAAUGUAAAAGAGAGACGUGUCAUGGCUCAGCAUCAUCGAGCGGAACUGGGGACUCUUCUGGAAGUACAUGCAGUGAUGGCGAUUCCUCGUCAUCAUAUGAAGAUUCUAACUUACCAUAUCCUGGAUUUGCGGAGUAUUCUCUCAAAUAUCUCAGUCAAGAUACGAAACCUAGAAUAUGGUGCCUACAGCUAAUAACAAACCCGUGGUUUGAACGUGUGUCUAUGUUAGUCAUAUUAUUAAACUGUGUUACGCUAGGAAUGUAUCAACCGUGUGUAGACGAUGCCUGCGUUACAAACAGAUGUAAAAUAUUACAGAUAUUCGAUGACAUAAUCUUCGCGUUCUUUUCAUUAGAAAUGACCAUCAAAAUUGUUGCCAUGGGCGCAUGGGGGAAAGGCACUUACUUGGCAGACUCAUGGAAUCGAUUGGACUUUUUUAUUGUACUAGCUGGUGCUUUAGAAUACUGUCUACAAGUUGAAAAUUUGAAUCUUACUGCGAUAAGAACGAUCAGAGUACUACGACCUCUCCGAGCAAUCAACCGAAUACCAAGUAUGCGCAUAUUGGUUAUGCUAUUACUUGACACAUUGCCUAUGCUGGGUAAUGUGUUGCUAUUGUGCUUUUUCGUGUUUUUCAUUUUUGGAAUUGUUGGUGUUCAACUGUGGGAAGGAAUCCUCCGACAACGUUGCGUCAUUAAGCUACCAGAUAACGUAUCCGCUCCAAACAUUUUUACGCCCCGUAAUCAUUACUAUAGAAUAGUGACCCAGAAGCAAAGGAAAUCUGACAUUUCAUUUUACUAUGAGUUUUCGAAAGAACAAGACUACAUAUGUUCAAAGCCGGAUGAUUCAGGAAUGCAUUUAUGUAACAACUUACCACCGUACAGAAUAGGACCACUUGUUUGCAAUGAUUCAGCGAUACCUCUUUCCAAUAAUAUACCUACGCCUACUUCAUGUGUCAAUUGGAAUCAGUAUUACACAAAUUGCACCCAGCUUGGAAACAAUCCAUUUCAAGGAACUAUUUCAUUUGACAAUAUUGGAUUGGCAUGGGUCGCUAUAUUCUUGGUUAUAUCACUUGAAGGGUGGACCGACAUAAUGUAUUAUGUACAAGAUGCACAUAGUUUUUGGGAUUGGAUAUAUUUCGUAUUAUUGAUUGUGAUCGGAUCCUUCUUCAUGAUUAAUCUAUGCCUAGUCGUAAUAGCAACACAAUUUUCGGAAACCAAGAAACGAGAAAUGGAACGUAUGCGUCAGGAGAGGGCACGAUUUACAUCGACAUCUACACUUGCAUCUAGUACAAAUAAUUCAGAACCAACAACUUGCUAUGCUGAAAUAGUGAAAUACAUCGGCCAUUUAUAUAGAAGAUUUAAACGACGCAUCAUUAAGAAGUUACGAUUGUAUAAGCGUCAAUUAAAACAUGGAAAUGAAGGAUUAUUGCCACACACACCAGAAACAUUGACUUUAUCGCCAAAUAAAAUUAAAGUGCACCAUCCAAAAUGUCCUAGACUACAAGCACUUCCUCACACCAAUGCUCAGAAAAAUAUCCAAGAAGGCAACCCACCAUGCACAAUAUAUCCGAAAAUACCAAAAAAUACAUGUGCUACAAGUGGCGAGAAACGCCAAUCGUCACCAGAUGUUUCAGAAAUGAUUUCAUUGGAAAACAUUCGCAAUAACAACUUGAACAUCUGUUCCAACUACUCUGGUUUGGAAGACAGGCAUAAACAUGUGUUGUUGAAAGUUCCGAAUAAUGAAAAUAAGCAAUCAGCAGCAAAUUCAUUAAGCCCACCAUCAACAGGUAGAAGAAGAUCAUCUGUUAUGUUUAACGAAUAUGUUGUACUUCAUACACCUCCAACCAUUCCAGAACCAACUGCAGAUAAAAAUGUUUAUUGUUUAGAAAAGAUGACUCAAACAAACGAUGGAGGUAUCUGGCAGGUUAGUUUACCACAAUCCAUCCAUGCUAUGACAAACGUGUUCAAUGAUUAUUCGGAUUUGUGCUUGACGGAUGCAAUGACUUGUCAAGAGCUAUUGGCAUUUUCAGUAGCCUUCUCUGCCGCAUUGCCAACAGGUCAAACUACAUUAGAGUCAUUCUAUUCAACACUCAAAAGGAAUCGAACGACUGAAAUAAACAACCGGAACACAUUCUUAGUGUCAUCAACUGGAAAUAUACAAAGCUUCAAUGCAGAUACUGUGUCACUAAAAUCAUCCGGAAAUGUAUCUAAAAGUUUGCAACAGGAUUCAUCGAAUAUGAAUAAUAUAAACAACGACGAGUUCUCGUGCUGUUACGACCUGUAUCAAAACAUCGGAACAACAAAUCACCAGCGAAGGAAAAGAUCUAAAGCAUACAAUUGUGUGACAUAUUGUUUCAAAAUGAUUCAAAAAACCUUCCAUCAUACAAGAGUUUUCAUAAGACAAAUAGUAGAACAUAAAUACUUCCAACAAGGGAUAUUAUUUGCUAUCCUCAUCAACACUCUAUCAAUGGGCAUCGAAUAUCAUGAUCAACCAGAGGAGUUGACGGCAAUUGUAGAAACAAGUAACAUUGCAUUUUCGGCUAUUUUUGCUGUGGAAAUGGUUUUGAAAGUAAUUGCAGAGGGUCCGUUUGGCUAUGUUGCGAAUGGAUUUAACGUUUUCGAUGGCGUGAUUGUGAUAUUAAGUGUUGUCGAGCUUGGUCAAUCUUAUUUGGGCGAAGGACAAGGGAAUUCGGGUUUAAGUGUUCUCAGAACGUUCCGAUUACUGCGAAUUCUGAAACUGGUACGGUUUAUGCCGAAUUUAAGACGUCAACUUUUUGUGAUGUUGAGAACCAUGGAUAAUGUGGCCAUAUUCUUUUCAUUGUUGAUAUUAUUUAUUUUCAUAUUCAGCAUACUUGGCAUGUACCUUUUUGGAGGUAAGUUUUGUAAAUUUGUCGAUGAAACUGGACAAGAGAGGGAAUGCACUUGUCCUGAAAUUGUCUCCAAGCAUCCUUUAUGUGAAUGUGACCGAAAACAUUUCAACAAUUUUCUUUGGGCCACCGUUACUGUAUUUCAAAUACUUACCCAAGAAGAUUGGAAUGUGGUAUUAUUCAAUGGGAUGGAAAAAACAAGCCAUUGGGCUGCUUUGUAUUUCGUAACAUUGAUGACAUUCGGAAACUAUGUAUUGUUCAACCUUUUGGUUGCAAUCCUGGUGGAAGGAUUUAGUUCAGAGCGAAACGAACGCCGAGAACGUGAACAGAGAGAACUGGUGAAAGCAAAACUGAAUGCCGAAUCUUUAGCUGCCCAAGAGCAAGGGAGUGAAAGUUUUGAUGAACCGAAAAGUUUUUCGGAAUCAACAACAAGUGAUAGUUACAAUGAAGUAAAAGGAAAAUGGUUCAGUGCAGAAGAGUUGCGAAAGAUACGGGAUAUCAAAUGUAAUAUACAAAAAGAACGACUACUGCAGCCUGGCUAUGAAGAUUUCAAUCUGUCCAUUCCAAAACUAAAUUCAGAGAAGGAUGUAAUCAAUUCUGCAGAUAUAUAUUCUACCAAAAAAAAAAAAUGUGAACAAUUGAAAUUGUAUAAUAUUCACAUUACGGAACCUCCAAUGAUUACUACUACUGCAGCUACACCCCAAGAUUCACCAAGUGCAACACUUGAGGCCAGUAUUAAUUCCAAAGACUGGGAGAAUAUCGACUUUGAACAUCUUGAAAAAAGCUGUAGUUCCACACUGCUUAAACCUCCGCCAAUACUUGGAUCAUUGAAAACUCUAGACGAUCGUAUGUAUUUCGAAGGCACACCUGUAUUGAAUGAAAUGAUAAAGAAAUCGGAUAGAUCAACUGUUAUCGGCGAAUGUAAACUAACAUCAACCAGCAAAUAUCAAAGAACAUCAUCAAAUCAUAGUUCUCAAAAAACAAAAAUUGGGCGGAAGCCUAGUUUGAAACGACGAAAAGAUAGUUUUAGAGAAGAAGAGGUUUUAAAUAACGGUAAAUGUGUCGCACACGGCCGAGGUCAAAUCCCUGUCGAAAGUCGAAAAAACGAUUCUGUAUUACCCAAAAGUUUCAGAAUACAAAAUGAUACUCAAAGAGAGAAACAUGACAUACCAAGGAGAAGCUCAGUGAGGAGAUCAUCAUCUAUUAAAAUCGAUAGUGGGCCAGGAAGCAUAGCAAGCAAUAUUAGCGCUGCAUCAUAUUCCAAAUACACAAACAAUGACAAAAACAAAUACUACUUCGAUCGAAAAAGUUCCUUGAGGCUGAGUGACAUCAAAUCACCUAACAAUGCUCGACGGAUGUCAGCGUUUGAACAAACGUAUCAAAAGCAAUCGUUAAUAAGUGUGCACAAUUUAGAAUUGUCAAAAAUACAUGAAGAGCUAACAAAAAAUAAAAUAAAUAAUGCUUCUAUAAGUAGUGCCACUAGUGCGCUUCUCCAGGAUCCAACAACAGAAAACCUGAACUCGAAGCAAAAAAAUAAGUCUAAAAGUCGAUUAAAACAAUUUUUCCGAUAUAUUACCCCAAACAAUUUUGUCGAGGAACGCGAUUUGUACACUUUGUAUAUUUUCCCAGAAGGCAACAGGUUUCGAUUGAUAUGCUCAUGGUUCGUAAAUCAGAAAUGGUUUGAUAAUGUAAUAUUAUUGUUCAUCGCCCUGAAUUGUAUCACUUUGGCUAUGGAGAGACCAAAUAUCCCACCGACAUGCACAGAACGAUAUUUCCUGUCAACAGCAAAUUAUGUUUUUACAGUAGUUUUUGCUGUAGAGAUGUUUAUCAAGGUGGUAGCCACAGGAAUGUUUUAUGGUCAAGAUGCAUAUUUUACCUCGGGUUGGAAUAUUAUGGAUGGUUCCCUUGUUAUCAUAUCCAUAAUAGAUCUGUUAAUGUCAUUGAUCAGUGAAUCAAGUCCCAGGAUUUUUGGCAUACUUCGGGUAUUCAGACUGUUACGAUCAUUGAGACCUCUACGUGUUAUCAAUAGAGCGCCAGGAUUGAAGCUUGUAGUGCAGACGUUAUUAUCGUCAUUGAGACCUAUAGGAAAUAUAGUGUUGAUUUGUUGUACCUUCUUCAUAAUAUUUGGUAUUUUGGGAGUGCAGUUGUUCAAAGGCACGUUCUAUUAUUGUGAGGGCGAAAACAUCAAGGGCGUCAAAAAUAAAAGUGAUUGUCAGUCAAUAAAUGGAAACGUUUGGAUCAAUAGGAAAUAUAACUUCGAUGACCUUGGCAAAGCUUUGAUGUCACUAUUUGUGCUGUCCUCACGAGAUGGUUGGGUGAACAUAAUGUAUACUGGACUCGACGCAGUUGGUGUUGAUCAACAGCCAAUCGUGAACUACAAUGAGUGGCGUCUACUGUACUUUAUUGCCUUCAUACUUCUUGUGGGAUUCUUCGUAUUGAAUAUGUUUGUGGGAGUUGUAGUAGAAAAUUUUCAUAGAUGUCGAGAGGAGCAAGAAAAGGAAGAAAAAAUACGCCGUGCUGCUAAACGCGCUUUACAAAUGGAGAAAAAAAGAAGGCGUAUGCAUGAACCACCCUAUUACACCAACUAUUCUCCAUUACGGCUGUUCGUUCAUAAUGUGGUAACAUCAAAAUAUUUCGACUUAGCUAUAGCGGCUGUUAUUGGACUUAAUGUGGUUACGAUGGCAAUGGAGUAUUACAUGAUGCCCUUGGCUUUGGAAUAUGCCCUUAAAAUAUUCAACUAUUUCUUCACGGCUGUGUUCAUACUGGAGGCCAUUAUGAAAUUAGUAGCAUUAGGCCUGAAAAUUUACAUGAAGGAUAAAUGGAAUCAAUUAGAUGUAGCAAUCGUCAUUCUGUCAAUCGUAGGAAUUGUGUUAGAGGAAUUGGAAACAAACAUUAUUCCAAUCAACCCAACGAUUAUUCGUGUUAUGCGUGUUCUCAGAAUAGCACGUGUACUUAAAUUAUUGAAAAUGGCCAAAGGAAUCAGAGCAUUAUUAGACACAGUAAUGCAAGCGUUACCACAAGUUGGCAAUCUAGGACUUUUAUUCUUUCUUCUGUUCUUCAUUUUUGCUGCACUGGGCGUCGAACUUUUCGGUCGACUCGAAUGCUCAGAUGAGGUGCCAUGUCAAGGAUUAGGUGAACAUGCACAUUUUGCCAACUUUGGAAUGGCUUUUUUGACGUUAUUCCGGGUUGCUACUGGUGACAAUUGGAAUGGUAUAAUGAAAGAUACCUUAAGAGAUGAUUGCGACGACGCAGCCGAUUGCGUCAAAAAUUGCUGUGUUAGUACAAUAAUUGCCCCAAUAUUCUUCGUAAUAUUCGUGUUAAUGGCUCAGUUUGUCUUAGUUAACGUUGUAGUAGCUGUUUUGAUGAAACAUCUAGAAGAAAGUCAUAAGCAGAUGGAGGAUGAAUUAGAUAUUGACACUGAACUUGAAAGAGAAUUCGAAAGGGAACAAGAAUUCGAAGAGGAACAAGCUUUGUGUAUGCAGCUUGAAGAUACUCAAAAAAAGAUACAAAAACGCCCUCUGACUAAAGUGUCUUCUUUACCAUCCAACUUCACUUAUAGCACACCAAUAUUAGAAAAAAAAUCUAAUUUACAGCGUCGGCAAACAAUUCAAUACUUUAAUCAAACCACAGCGUCGAUAUGUAAUUCUUACACUAAUACCAAUUCCUAUGAUGAAGCAGCGGAACAUAAUAUGUCAAACGAUGAGGACGAGCCAACGAGAGCGAUCGAUGGAAAUGACAGCGUCAAAAGCUGCAACAGGAAAAUUCAUAUAAGUAAAUCACUUUUUAACAAAAAUAUUGAAAAACGGGCUUCUACAGACGAAUUAAAAAAGCGUAAAGUUAUUGACAACUUAUCAAAAAAUGAAAACGAGUCAAUUAAAAGUACCAACAACUGGGAAGAUCAUCAAAAUUAUCACAAAUCGAUAGACACAGAAAAUAAUUUGAAAUUAUCCUGUCCGACAAUCAUUUCCACUGGUAAAGGAAUACCGAAAAAUAAUAAAACUGAUUAUCGUCAAUUAAGUCUCGAUUGUGAUGCAAAAACUAAUUUGGUACAUGAAAAUUCAAAUGUCCCAAAUGAUAAUAAUGUGAUUUUUCCUAUACCAACAAGCAGCAACGGUACAGCAAACGCUAUGGUUGGAAACAAAUCGUUCUUAUCUGUGCCCAAAUUACAGCCUAAAAGUCGUUCUGGUAGUACGAAACAAUUGUUUAAACAAGCAGCUUUAGAUGAAGACACUGAAACUAAUGAGAAUUCCUUGUUGUUGCCGUCAGUUUCAAAUACAGCUGCCUUAGAGAAAGAACGUUCAUUCAAUCUUCUGAACGUCCAUAACGAAAAUACUUAUUCAGAUGGAACUGUCAAGAAAUCAGAGUCAUGCGAAAUUUUGCGAAUUAUAUCAGAACGAAGAAAAGUAUAAACAUGAUUCAAUUAUUCAGUUUCUACUCUGAAUCCAUAUGUAAGAAAAAUAGAAAGAAAAAAAUAUUCUUAACAUUUAUGUUUAGUGAAAAUAUCAAUAACUAUAUAUGAUGGAUUCGUUUACAAAUGUGCGCUUCUUUGUUUUGAAUCAUCCAUAAUUUCGAAUAAACUUCACUUAUCUUAUUUGUGGAUGAAUCUCACCCAAUAACAUUCUAAACGAAUCAAUGUGGAUUUUUACACAUUAAAAUAAACGACAAUCAGAAGUAACGUAGAAGUACUGUUUAAACAUUGCAUUCUCAGCAGUCCGAAUAGUGAAUAUUUUUUGUUCAUUUUCCUGCGUAUAUAUUCAAUGAAAGUUUUAAAAGUUAUGAAUAAGCGAGCCGAGAAGAAUUUAAAAUAUUGCAAACGGUAAUUUGAGAAAAUUCCUCAAGGUGAUAUGCGGAAAAAUUGAUGGAAUUCCUAAUUAGUAGUUCAAUUUGUCAAAUGAUUCAGUAUGUAAUUGUUUUUUAGAAGAAUUUGUGAAAUGUAAUGUGUUAUAUGAACAUGCGACUAUUGCCAGUCUUAUAUAUGCCAACCGCUCAAGAGGCAUAAUUAAUCCAUUCUUAACAGUAUUCAUUAUUCAACUAAUUCAUAGUUAAUCUUUUUUGUUCAACGUUGCAUUUUAUAAUCAUAAUAUCAAUAAUACUUUAAUUUUAAUUAUUCUAAUCAAACUAUAUUCAUGGAAUAAUCUGAUCUGAUCAUUUUUAUCACUAUACAAAUGAAUCAAAUAUUGUUGUUAUUUUUUGAUAAUGAAUAGUUUUUGGAAAUAGACAAUAUUAUUUUCAUUAUAAAUACAACUUUGAAGAAAAAAUGAAGGUUCAUGUUUAAAUAGUGAAAACCAAAAAACAAUUCAAUAUUUUCGGAUAAUAUAAGAAUUAUACAUGAACUCAGAGUGCAAUUAUGGCUCAUACAAGAAACGUAAUUCAGUGAUUUUCAAACUUUCCAAGGAAAGAAUGAAUUAUAAAUACAAUUGUCAAGUGCUAUAAAAAGGUCUCUAGAGGUUGUGUAAAUAAUCGAUGUUUAAAUUUAUAAAGUUUAUUAUUUUAAUUUAUUAGAAGUAAUAUAAAGAAUGACAAUCUGUAAGUAGCCUUUCUAUUUUAACUAUUGAAUCACAUACAAACAAAAAAGUAUUGUUAACAUCAGUAAAACAGGAAUUACUUAACUAUGUAUUGCCAAAUUACAAUUAAAUAAGAACAAAAUAAAAACAUUAGUUUUACUGAACCUUCAAAUACUUCCAAUACAUAAUUGACAACAAUUUCCAACCCAGCCGUAACCAUGACUCAAAUAAAAGUAUACUAUGCUUCAGAAGAUAGAUUUGAUAAUAUUAUUACCCUACUUUAUCACAACAACAUUAUAAGAACAUAUAGCUUAGAUCUGAUUAUACAUCGAAUGUUUGUAUAGUAUUCAUAUUAUUCAACAAUCCUAAAAUUCGAUCAAUAUCUCUUUCAAUUUUUGAUAACCUGACAUUAAAGUCGCCUUUUUCCAAAAGGUGUUUUCUCUUAUUUCUAGAAUGUAAUAUUUCUUUAGCAUAUUUCAUUAUUUUGUUGUCCAUUCUCGAAAACGUAGGCAAAACGCAACAGCCGAUAGUUAAUUUGAAAUUCUCAUUGUAGCACGCAUCGUUGGGCAAUAAUUCAAUAUGACUUUCUACGUCCAUUACAGAUCCUGUGUUCACAUUCGUCUUGGGCCUGGGUAUAAAUAUUUUAUUGGACUGAUUCGGAGCAACGAUAACAUUAUAGAAAGGCAUAUAAUCCGGAAAAAGCUGCAGAAACGUUGUAGGAAAUAUGUAGAAUACAAUUUUUGUU
Toxorhynchites rutilus septentrionalis is the source of this 9609-nucleotide messenger RNA. It is a transcript of the gene Ca-alpha1T, whose product is annotated as voltage-dependent T-type calcium channel subunit alpha-1G. Gene Ontology annotation, biological process: calcium ion import; neuronal action potential; sodium ion transmembrane transport. The record is from RefSeq and is a predicted model, not a curated record. NCBI's taxonomy places the organism in Eukaryota, Metazoa, Arthropoda, Insecta, Diptera, Culicidae. Gene Ontology annotation, molecular function: voltage-gated sodium channel activity; low voltage-gated calcium channel activity. Bases 273 to 7769 code for a protein of 2498 amino acids. The transcript is spliced from 27 exons. Gene Ontology annotation, cellular component: plasma membrane; voltage-gated calcium channel complex; neuron projection.